AUGACGCAGAAGGCGACGCGGAUCCCGGAUGAAGGAGAUUCCGGACAGGAUAAAACAGGACGCAGGAUAAAUGCAAAGGUGGCGGCUCCUCCAUCUUCGUGCCACACUCAGUGCCAUCGCGGCGUUGGCACCGCCGGCGACGCCAACAACCUUCCCACGCAGCUACAACCACAACCCCACAGAACAACCUUCCCACGCAGCUACAACCACUACCCCACAGACCCCCACAGAACAACCUUCCCACGCGGCUACAACCACAACCCCACAGACCCCCACAGAACAACCUUCCCAUGCAGCUACAACCACAACCCCACAGAACAACCUUCCCACGCAGCUACAACCACAACCCCACAGACCCCCACAGAACAACCUUCCCACGCAGCUACAACCACAACCCCACAGACCCCCACAGAACAACUUUCCCACGCAGCUACAACCACAACCCCACAGAACAACCUUCCCACGCAGCUACAACCACAACCCCACAGACCCCCACAGAACAACCUUCCCACGCAGCUACAACCACAACCCCACAGACCCCCACAGAACAACCUUCCCACGCAGCUACAACCACUACCCCACAGACCCCCACAGAACAACCUUCCCACGCAGCUACAACCACUACCCCACAGACCCCCACAGAACAACCUUCCCACGCAGCCCGAUGCCCUCAGACCAGGGUUACCGCCAUGGUACGAAUGCGACGCUAGAGCCAUGACUUCGACGUUGGUUGGAAUUAGUUAUGAAAGAUUACCUGUAUAUCACAAUGUAGGAAUCCAUAUAAAAGUGUAA
This is a messenger RNA of Penaeus monodon (black tiger shrimp), 792 nucleotides long. Its product is annotated as early nodulin-75-like. The transcript has 2 exons. Bases 1 to 792 code for a protein of 263 amino acids. The record is from RefSeq and is a predicted model, not a curated record. NCBI's taxonomy places the organism in Eukaryota, Metazoa, Arthropoda, Malacostraca, Decapoda, Penaeidae.